CCAAAGGUAUGGUACCUUGACUUUGGAGGAAACUACUUUGCAUCUCCUACUCACUGGUCUGACUAUUCAUGCAUGCCUUCCUUAACACACCUUGACUUGUCUUACAAUUCAUUCACUCCCGAAUUCCCAAGUUUCACAAUGAAGUGCCACAACUUGUCGUUCCUAGACCUCUCUCUGAACUAUUUUAAUGGUACAAUACCAGAAUCAUUGUAUACCAAUUUGGCCAAGCUUCAAUACCUGAACCUCACAGGUUGUGGGAUGGAAGGACCAUUGUCGUCCAACUUGUCCAAGCUCUCAAACCUCAAAGAGCUUCGUAUGGGUGACAACAACUUCACUGGUCCCAUUCCCAUGGAAAUAGGAUUCAUAGCUGGGCUUCAAAUUCUUGAAUUGCAUAACAUUUCAGCCCACGGGGAAAUUCCAUCAUCCCUAGGCCAACUCAUGCAAUUAAGACAUCUUGAUCUGAGAGGGAAUUUUUUAAACUCUUCAAUCCCUUCGGAACUUGGCUCAUGCAUUCAUCUAACCUACGUAGACUUAUCAAGCAAUAAUCUAGCAGGUCCCUUGCCUUUUUCAUUAUCGAAUUUGACCAAACUCUCUGAAUUGGGAUUAUCAUAUAAUUCCAUUUCUGGUCAACUCUCUGCCCCACUAAUUUCUAAUUGGACUCAGUUGACAAGUCUGCAACUCCAAUUCAACUUGCUGACAGGAAAGGUACCUCGAGAAAUUGGUCUGUUGAAGAAAAUCGAGUACCUCUAUUUGUACGGCAAUGAAUUUUCAGGUCCCAUCCCCACAGAGAUUGGAAGCAUGAGGGAAAUGAUAAAUUUAGACUUUUCUGGAAACCAUUUUUCAGGUACAAUUCCCUCAACAAUUUCGAAUCUUACAAACAUUGAACUGAUGAAUCUUUUCAUGAAUGAGCUCACUGGAACCAUACCCAGAGAAAUAGGAAACCUCAAGUCACUGGAACUCUUUGAUGCCAACAGUAAUAAUUUGGAGGGAGAGUUGCCGAACAGCAUAGCUCAACUAACUGCUUUAGAAUACUUUUCUGUGUUCUCCAACAACUUGUCAGGCAGCGUCACCAGAGAUUUUGGGAAGUACAGUCCUAAUUUAAGUACUGUUUAUCUUUCUAACAACAACUUCUCAGGACUACUGCCACCUGACUUGUGCAGUGGCAUGAUGCUAUCUGGUUUGACAGUCAGUAACAACAGCUUUUCGGGGAUUUUUCCAAAGUCCUUGAGAAAUUGUUCAACACUAACUAUAAUAAGGCUUGAUGACAAUCAUUUCUCUGGAAACAUCACAGAAGCACUCGGGGUUUAUCCAAGUCUUGGUUUUCUAGACCUGCGCUCUAAUGAAUUCACGGGAAAUAUACCCCAUAGAUUUUUCAGAUUGGCUAAUCUUACCUUCCUUGAUUUAUCUAAUAACAACUUGAGUGGAAGCAUUCCUAAUGACUGUGAAACAUUCAAUGCAAGCUCUCUUGAAAUUCUCAACUUGUCUCACAACAACUUGACAGGAACAAUUCCACAAUGUUUGGCAACCUUACCCUCUCUCACAGUUUUGGAUUUGCAAAUGAACAACCUUUAUGGAACCUUACCAGGAAGCUUCUCUAAAGGUAAUGUCUUAUAUACUAUAAAAUUGAAUGGCAACCUCUUGGAGGGACCGUUACCCAAGUCUCUGGCUCACUGCACAAAACUACAAGUUCUGGACGUUGGAGAAAAUAGCAUAGAGGACACAUUUCCUAGUUGGCUAGGAUUGCUUCAAGAGCUACAGGUGGCCAAUUCAACACAUUCCAAAAUGACUCCUAUGUGGGAAAUGCAAUGUUAUGCGGAUUCCCUUUGUCAAAAUCAUGCAGUGAGGCCGAUGAUGACAAUGGACAUACCUCAUCAUCUAUGACAUUUGAGGAUGAAGAAAAAUUUGGAUUUGGCUG
Molecule: messenger RNA, 1915 nt
Organism: Arachis stenosperma
Lineage: Eukaryota; Viridiplantae; Streptophyta; Magnoliopsida; Fabales; Fabaceae
Product: probable leucine-rich repeat receptor-like protein kinase At1g35710
Exons: 2
Coding region: 73-1881 (602 amino acids)
Molecular function (GO): protein binding
Source: RefSeq, a predicted model, not a curated record